AUGGCUGACAAUAAAGUUGCUAAACAAUCAUUGUCUUGUGCUACAGUUUUUAUCAAACGACUUACUAAACGUAUACCAAUGACUCAGGUACAUGAUACUAUUAAUACACGACAUGUUUUGAAACCAGCAUUAAACUGGUAUCUAAUAACUGGUAUAGGUCUUGGUGGUAUUAUUGGUUCAGGAAUACUUGACUUAAGUGGAAAAGCUGCUGCAGAAUAUGCUGGUCCAUCAGUAAUUAUUUCGUUUAUUGCCAGUGGAAUUGUCGCUUUACUAGCCGCUUUAUCAUUUUCUGAAUUAGCGGCGAUGAUGCCUCUGUCCGGUGCAGCCUAUACAUAUACUUAUGCAUCUUUAGGAGGUAUACAAUCAAAAAUUAAUGUUAUAAAAGAUCUUUUUUUGUCCUUCUUUGUAGAAUAUGCAGCUUGGUUUAUUGGAUGGAAUUAUGCACUUACUUAUCAAUUAGCUGCUUGUACAGUAGUAGUUAGCUGGAGCAAAUAUGUUACCCAUUUUAUUUACGUUGUAUCUAAUUAUAAUGCAACAACCUCAUUAAUCCAAGCACCAGUAGCUUGGAGUGAUGAUACAGAAAGUUUUUCAAUUACUGGCGGUGCAAUCAACUUACCUGCAAUUGUUAUUACUAUUGCUAUUACAAUUCUUCUUAUGAGUGGAAUUUACGCAACAGCUAUAGUCAAUCUUGUGUUAGUAGUAAUCAAAAUUAUUAUUCUAUUGAUAUUCAUAUUUUCAACUUGUAAAUUUGUAAAUGUUGAUAAUUAUCAACCGUUUAUUCCAUCAAAUCAAGGUUCGUUUAGUCACUAUGGAGCAUCAGGUACUGCAUAUGCAUGCACAUACGUCUUCUUUGCUUAUGUUGGCUUUGAUUCAAUUGCAACAGUAGCUGAAGAAGCAAAAGAACGAACACGAACACUACCAUAUUCAACUGUAGCAUCGGUACUAAUCUCAUUCCUAAUCUAUAUAGGAGUUUGUACUGUUAUGGUUGGACUUGUACCAUACCAACUUCUAAAUGUAGACGAUCCUCUUUCUACUGCUUUAAAGGCUACACCUUAUGGUGUUUGGUUACCGGCUCUUAUGGAUCUAGGUGCUAUUGCUAGUCUUACAUCUGUGGCACUAACGGCCUUGCUUUCACAAACUCGAAUAUUUUAUGCAAUGGCUAAGGAUAAUUUAUUACCAUCCUUCUUUGCUAAAAUUCAUUCUAGGACUGAAACUCCAUGGGUUUCUACAAUCAUUAGCGGUAUAUUUUGUGCCGUUUUUUCGGGUAUUUGUCCAGUAGAUAUUGUUGGUCAAACGUCAUCAGUUAGUGCUCUAUUUAUAUACUUUUUUGUACAUAUUGAAGUUCUAGUCAUGCGCUAUACACAUAAAGGUUUGCAACGACCAUUUCAAACCAUAAUUGAUCCGAACCUUAUUGCAGUAGUAGGUGCAAUACUAUGUAUACUAUUCUUAAUACCUACAAAAAAAGUAACAUGGUUUCAGUUUCUUUCGUGGACUGUAUUAGGUCAAACUUUUUACUUUUGCUUCGGAUAUUGGCAUUCUAAGAGACGACAACCACAACGACUCGAAUCAAUUAAUAGUGCAGCCGAGCGUGUAUCAACAAUAGGACUUGUGUUAGCAAACGAUCCACAGAAUGAAUUCGAAUUAAAUUCAAAUAACAAUGCAAAUAGUGAAUCUGAAUCAGAUUGGAACAACGAAGCAACUGACCAAAUAAUUGAAAAUACAAUUGAUGAUACAGUCAUAAUGAGGUUUUGA
Messenger RNA from Adineta steineri, 1752 nucleotides. Lineage: Eukaryota; Metazoa; Rotifera; Eurotatoria; Adinetida; Adinetidae. The record is from the annotation of a GenBank genome assembly.